AUGGUUAACGUCGACGCUCAGCUCAAGGACGUCGCCGUCCUCGGAGCUCUUAACGAUGACACCCGCAAGAUCCUCACCAAGGAUGCUUGCGCUUUCCUCGCCAUCCUCCACCGGACCUUUAACCCGACCCGCAAGGCCCUCCUGCAGCGCCGUAUCGACCGACAGGCCGAGAUCGACAAGGGCAACCUGCUCGAUUUCCUCCCGCAGACCAAGCACAUCCGAGAGAAUGACGCCUGGAAGGGCGCCCCCCCGGCCCCCGGACUUGUUGACCGUCGCGUCGAAAUUACCGGUCCCACCGACCGCAAGAUGGUCGUGAACGCGCUCAACUCGGACGUGUGGACCUACAUGGCCGACUUCGAAGACUCGAGUGCGCCCACCUGGGACAACAUGAUCAACGGCCAGGUCAACCUGUACGACGCCAUCCGUCGCCAGGUGGACUUCAAGCAGGGCAACAAGGAGUACAAGCUGCGGACUGACCGGACGCUGCCCACACUGAUUGCCCGUGCUCGUGGCUGGCACCUCGAUGAGAAGCACUUCACCGUUGACGGCGAGCCCAUCUCCGGAUCGCUGUUCGACUUUGGUCUCUACUUCUUCCACAACGCCAAGGAGCUUGUUGCCCGUGGGUACGGUCCGUACUUCUACCUGCCCAAGAUGGAAUCGCACCUUGAGGCUCGUCUCUGGAACGAUGCGUUCAACCUUGCUCAGGACUACGUUGGUAUUCCCCGGGGUACCAUCCGCGGUACUGUGUUGAUUGAGACUAUCACUGCUGCUUUUGAGAUGGAUGAGAUCAUUUACGAGCUCCGCGACCACAGCUCCGGUCUUAACUGUGGUCGUUGGGACUACAUUUUCUCGUUCAUCAAGCGUCACCGCCAGAACCCCAACUUUGUCCUGCCUGACCGUUCGGAUGUUACUAUGACUGUUCCUUUCAUGGACGCCUACGUUAAGCUCUUGAUUAAGACCUGCCACCGUCGUGGUGUUCACGCUAUGGGUGGUAUGGCUGCUCAAAUCCCCGUCAAAGACAACCCCGCUGCCAACGACAAGGCCAUGGAGGGCGUCCGUGCCGACAAGCUCCGUGAAGUCCGUGCUGGUCACGACGGUACCUGGGUUGCUCACCCCGCUCUGGCUGCUAUUGCCUCGGAAGUCUUCAACAAGCACAUGCCCACUCCUAACCAACUCUUCGUCCGUCGUGAGGACGUCAACAUUGGCGCUAACGACCUCCUGAACACCAACGUCCCCGGUAAGAUCACCGAGGAUGGCAUCCGCAAGAACCUGAACAUCGGUCUGUCCUACAUGGAAGGCUGGCUCCGCGGCGUCGGCUGUGUCCCGAUCAACUAUCUGAUGGAAGAUGCCGCCACCGCCGAAGUCUCCCGCUCGCAGCUCUGGCAAUGGUCGCGCCACAACGCUUCCACCGCGGAAGGCAAGAAGAUCGACAAGGCCUACGCUCUGCGCCUUCUGCAGGAGCAGGCCGACAGCCUUGCCGCCAGCGGCCCGCGGGGCAACAAGUUCCAGCUUGCUGCUCGGUACUUUGCUACACAGGUUACCGGUGAGGAGUAUGCUGAGUUCUUGACGAGUCUGUUGUACAAUGAGAUCUCGUCUGCUGGUAGCGCUGCGAAGCUUUGA
Aspergillus ruber CBS 135680 is the source of this 1620-nucleotide messenger RNA. RefSeq names its product malate synthase. Lineage: Eukaryota; Fungi; Ascomycota; Eurotiomycetes; Eurotiales; Aspergillaceae. Gene Ontology annotation, cellular component: cytoplasm; peroxisomal matrix. The transcript has 2 exons. Gene Ontology annotation, biological process: glyoxylate cycle. Bases 1 to 1620 code for a protein of 539 amino acids. The record is from RefSeq and is a predicted model, not a curated record. Gene Ontology annotation, molecular function: malate synthase activity.